Helianthus annuus (common sunflower) is the source of this 312-nucleotide messenger RNA. Its product is annotated as cyclin-dependent protein kinase inhibitor SMR6. Gene Ontology annotation, biological process: regulation of DNA endoreduplication. The record is from RefSeq and is a predicted model, not a curated record. Lineage: Eukaryota; Viridiplantae; Streptophyta; Magnoliopsida; Asterales; Asteraceae. The coding region runs from base 1 to 312 and encodes 103 amino acids. The transcript has a single exon.
AUGGGUUUUUCAAAAAAGCAUCAAGUGGAUGGUGAAUCAUUAGAAGGGAAGAAAUGGGUGAUUGCAGGAAUCACCAUGAGAGCUCCAUUGAAGACUUUAUCCACAAGAAGAAUGAAAGAAGAUGAUGAAAACUCAAACUCCGGCAACACAACUCCGACUUCAAAAGAUUCAAGAAUACCGGAAGUGAUGACGUGUCCGCCGCCGCCGAGGAAGCGCCGGCCGGUGGUUGCUUGUCACAACCACACAAAUAUGGAGUUUUUCACUUCACCGGAGUUGGAUAACUUGUUUCAACUCCUCUCAAAAUCAAAAUAA